Raphanus sativus (radish) is the source of this 957-nucleotide messenger RNA. RefSeq lists its product as uncharacterized. The record is from RefSeq and is a predicted model, not a curated record. Bases 1 to 957 code for a protein of 318 amino acids. The transcript has a single exon. NCBI's taxonomy places the organism in Eukaryota, Viridiplantae, Streptophyta, Magnoliopsida, Brassicales, Brassicaceae.
AUGGAGUUAGCAAAGGGGAUGGGAACCAUAGGAGCAUCCCACGGCUGGGUAGCAACUCUGAAAAAUGGGGUCGUGUGUCUUCAAGAUGACUUCGACUCCUAUGCAUCGAAUACUGACCCAAAACGCAUUCCUCUGCCUCCUAUUGUAACUCUGCCUCAUUGCCAAACCCAAAUCGUAACCAACGUAGCAAUGUCCUCUUCUUCUCCACAGGAUGAAGACUGCAUCGUGGCUGUCAAGUUCUUGGGACCUCAGCUAAGCUUGUGCAGGCCUGCUCAUAGAGAUUGCAAGUGGAGCAACAUCAGAAUCUCAGACCCCAGCUUCUUCUCCUCACAUAUAAUGUACUCCAAGAGAGAUGGCAUGUUCUCCAUGCCCGCUUCUGGAGGAAACUACACUGCAUCGUGUAAUCUCGGGAGACACAUGAAUGAACCGAAGAUUCAGAUGCUAUCGUACCCGAAACAACGCGUGUUUGAAGACCUGUAUGUAAAGAGCACGGAUACGUUUUUUGACAAAGAGUUUCUGAGAAAGUUCGAGUGGAAGUACACAGACUGGUCUUGCAGGAUGGAGCACUACUUGGUGGAGUCGUCACACACAGGUGAGACAUUUCUGGUUAAAUGGUCUAAAGAUAUCAACCCACAAGACGGGAGAAGUGAAUUGGACCUAUUCCUUGUGUUGAGAAUAGACAAGGAAGGAAACGCUGCCUAUACUAAUGACUUUGGAGGUCAGUGCAUUUUUAUCUCUAAGGCUGAAUCUUUUUGUCUCCCGGCAUCUUGUUUGCAUGACAAGAGACCAAACUGCAUAUAUCACUUAAGCAACACGAGCUUUGGAAUAAUAUGCAUGGAUGAUGUUUGGAAAGAGAGGGGUGGAGACCUAGCUUUCCCAGGCCCUUUUUGGUUCCCACCAAAGCUAGACUCCAAAGGUAAACGUAUCCUUUCUUCAGGUAUUCAGUAUCCAGUGUAA